AUGAACUCUGGAUUGAACAACUAAAAUUCGUUAUUGCAGCAACUAACUCCAGCCUAACUCGAAGAGUAUUAGCUUUAGUUAAGGUAAACUUCUAACUUCAUAAUUUAUAUAUGAUAUUACUUCAUAUGCCCAAAUCAUAUAUUUGGCAAUUAAUUACUUAUUUUAGAUAGCAAUAAUUUUUCACGAAUUUGUUAAGUAGCAACUUGAAAACAAUAACAUUUCCUAGCAUCUUUCAAUAGUUUUAGGACAAUCUUAAUAGAACGUCAUAAUAGCAAGAUCUGAUAAAUUUUAAUCGUGGUAAGAUAUCAUCAAUUCUAAAUCAAUUACAAUAUUGUGACCUUAUAGUUUUUUGAAUUGGCUUAUUUUUACUUAGGUUUGGGUGCAGUAACGAAUUAGAAUGAUUAUAUGAAACUUUUAUAGAAAAGCUUUUAAAUAAAUAGUAAUGUCAUGAGUCCGUUCCAUUAGAAUUAGUUGUUCUGCUAAAUGGGAAUGAUGGGUCAAAAGAAAAACAAUACAAUACAAAAUCCAAUUACUGUUGAAGAUGAUGAGCCACCUUAAAAUUAGAAAUGUCAUAAUUCUAAAUGCAAUAACAGAGGAGAUCGCAAGAUUAAGUCAAAGAAAGGUGAGAGUCUUUAAUUCUGUGAGAAAUGUUUGAGGAUGUAUAAUCGUGGAAAUUUUUGUGAUUUUUGUGAAUAGGUAUUGUAAAAAUUAGUAAGAUUAUUAGGUCUAUUCAAAUGGAUCAUACGAUUAAGAUGAAUAGGAAUGGAUAUAAUGUGAUGAAUGCGAGAAAUGGGUAUAUCUUAGUAGAGAUAUUAAUAGAAUCAUUUAAAUUGUGAAGCUAAAUAUAGGAAUUAGAAUAUUAAAGAAUAGACUGAGAAUAAAGUUUAUUAUUGUUUAAAUUGUUCUAAAGUUAAAAAACAAUAACAAUAACAAUAAUAACUAUAAUAAUAAUAGUUUCAGUAAUAGAAAAAAUAAGAGAAAACAACAGAAGAAUAUUAACCAAAGUAAAGAUUAUAAAUGGAAUGUGAAGAUGCUAGAACAAGAGAAAAGAAUAUCAAUUUUGUUGCUACAAAAGAUAAUAAAGUUUAAUUUAGUAAAUUUAUAAAUUUAAUAAUUUUUAAUAGCAUUUCGAUUGAAUCUAUAUGAUGAUGAAAUAAAGUCAGAUCUAGACAUUCUGAGAAAUUCUGGUAGAAAGAGUAUGAAGAAAUAAAAUUAAUAAGACUCACCAAUAAUAAAAUAAAUAAUAGCACCACCAUAAUAAUAAUAAUAAUAAUAAGUAUAAUUGUAAUAUGAUGAGAAAGUAAAAAUAUGAGUUUAAUUGUUAUUAGAAUUCUGAUUAGUAAAUGAAUACUAGAUGUCGAACUAGAAAUAAUAAAAAUAGAGUUAAUUACAGGAAUUUAGGUGGUGAAUGA
This is a messenger RNA of Paramecium sonneborni, 1412 nucleotides long. The record is from the annotation of a GenBank genome assembly. NCBI's taxonomy places the organism in Eukaryota, Ciliophora, Oligohymenophorea, Peniculida, Parameciidae.